CCCUCCCAUCAAGCAUCAGAAUUCAGAAGAAACUAAGUCGGUGAUUCUAAAACGAAGAAUUUAGGGUUUUGAAAAUGAAGAAGCAGCCCCAGAAAAAGGUCGAUGAUUCUGUUAUCAUUCCUCCAAAUGAGCAGCGAUGUGUUGUACAUGAUGGGAAGAAGUGGAGAUGCAAGAAUCGAAUUGCUGAUACUAGUAUCAGAUAUUGUGAAAAACACGAUCGAGCGAAGAAGAAGUAUAAGUUAGUUCAAAGUGAGACUCUGAUGGAAAAGAAUAAAAACGGAAAGGAAGGUAACAGUAGCAGUGAAUGUAAUGGUGGUGGUUUGGAGAAAUCUGAGUUUGAGUGUAAAGAGAAGAGGAAAAGAACGUUGACAAAGGAAGUUCAAAUUCAUCAUAGUUGUGUAGAGCGUAGAGUUUCAAAUCGCUUGAAUCAGAAGAAGGAGAAUACGAGGAUAUUAGAUGAUGAUCUGACUGUUAAUGAAUCAACAACAACGAUUCAACAAAUUACUAAUCACGAUGUCUCUUACAGAAUUGAAGAUGGUCCGCCAGGUUUUCUGACGAAGAGUUUGAAAGCUGAAGCUACAGAGACAAACUUAGAGACUCAUUCGAAGAGAUGUUAUGAGGAGCUGAAAUCAUCUGGAGAAUCUACAAACCGUGAAGUUGAAUUGGGGAAACUCUUGGGUCAUUUUGAAAGUGAACGUCUCCGGUUGUCUGUAGAGCUUCAGAGGAAGAGAAACGAGUGCGUCGAAAUCCAGGGCAAGUUAGUCGAUUUAGAGCGUAGAAAGAUUGCUGCUGGAGAUGAGUUGAAGCAGUUAAAGUGGAGACAAGAAAGAGAUGCAGAUUCGCGCAUUGCCCGCUUACAGCAAGGUCAGAAGGUUUUAGGCCAAAGACAGGAGAGAAUACUAAGAAGAAUCACUCACUUCGGGGAGGAACUAAAAAAGAUGGACACUGAAUUGAAACAUGGUAAAAGGAGGGAAGAUGGCGAGAUUCAAGUUUGGAAGAAGAAGUUUUGCGAUUUGGAGACCCGACUCUUGAGCAUCCAAAAGGUAAUUCAGAUUUAAGUUGUGUAGAAUUUCGUAUCUUUAGAAGCAUAGAACUGGAACCAUGGGGUGUACAAAAUGAAGUAUCACCCACUACUGAUGCAGAGGAGAAAGAUAAAGACUGGAGUGAAUUUGGUAUUAAACCAGACUAACCAGUUAGCAAUGGUCAUGUGGAUGAGUUGCCCUUCAAAGAGCAAUGACACUUCAUUUGGAGGUUCUAUCUAACCUUCUUCAAUUUAGUUGAACAGAUAUGUUCUCGUAAAUGUUAUUCAUGGUGCGGUACUAUAAGUAAAAUUCGGGCUCUUGCUUUCCAUUGUGGUUGCAUACUGUGAAAAGUUGGCAUUGCCAUAUCUAAAUGAAUCUGGACUCAUUAAACUGCAUCUGCUAUUUUAUUGAAAUGUAUACUUUUGUUAGC
Messenger RNA from Papaver somniferum (opium poppy), 1452 nucleotides. RefSeq lists its product as uncharacterized. The transcript is spliced from 2 exons. Bases 75 to 1058 code for a protein of 327 amino acids. The record is from RefSeq and is a predicted model, not a curated record. NCBI's taxonomy places the organism in Eukaryota, Viridiplantae, Streptophyta, Magnoliopsida, Ranunculales, Papaveraceae.